AUGUCAGACAACGACGCGUUUGUGGACUUCCUGCUGUCGAUGUGCUGGGUAGUCUCUCUAGACACGCACCGUGGUUGGAAGGGAGUUCACCCAGACGCGGAUGUGUUCCCCAAAGUACUGUACUAUUCCGAUACGCUCUCCGAGCUGGUCCUGGACUGCCCCUCUCUGGUGCACGACAUCCCCGUGAGCCAACACCGUGCCAGCCGAACCUCGGCCAAGACUAACAACGCCAAGACACGCUCACACUGGUCACUCUCACACUCAGGCAACCACACACCCACACACCCCACACUUACACGCAGACCCCUCCACACCUACACACACACACACACACACACGUCGUCGAUAGUUAAGGGUUCGUCAGGUGCGAAUAGGGGGACGGUCCUGUCCAAUAACGGGAGAGGGGGUGUGGCCAGUCGUACUUUGAGCUCGCCUGUACCGUUGCGCUUAGCCGAUUUUGUACCGGAUGGAGAUGUACCUCCAGCUACACCCAGACCCAGAUUCGAAGAAGAGUCAUCAUUAUUGGGCGACGCAGACAGCAGACAGCCGUCAAAGACCACGCUAGGGGAUCGUACUACAGCACUCUCCAUGCCCGGCAGCCCGGUGAUACGAAUCAACGACCACUCUCAGUCCCACUCCUCGCCCGGCCGACCCAUCGCCCCAGUGAUCACACUCGACGAAGCACGUGCGCAGGCCGAUUCGGGAGACGAUACACCUACACCCAUACCAGCUCAUAACCGACGACAGAAAUACUCGCAUAAAGGAGCGGAGAUGGAGAAGGGGACAGAUGCCGUGACCUAUAACGCUAGGCAUAGUAAGAACACACCUACACGUUUAGAUAACAGAAAUAGCCCAUCAGACAGUGACGAGACGUCUGAAGAACUGAGCAGGAGGUCGUCCGAAACACUCACCGUGUUUGCCGAAACAACCACGUCGGUGUUACGGACAGGCGAGGACAAUAUCAGGCGUAGACCGAAAUCCGAAGGCACUCCGAAGCUUGUAGGAGACGUCGAGAGACCACCAGCACUGGGAAGCAGGUAUAUGUCAUUCGAUAAGCUCACAUCGAACGACAAGGAACAUAUGCGGCAACGCCUGGAGGACGAUAGCAACAGUGAUCCCGAUGCAGACGGCAAACAGAGGCUGAGCAGGAAUAAUUCGCCCACCCUGGGAGACGGGGACGUGUCCAUUGCCGAUAUAGAAACCACGAAUCAUUCCAUUGUGCGCAAGUGCGACCAAAUUGCCAAUUCGUUCGUGGUGGUCGUGUGGCUGGACAACUUUGACGAUUACGUCUUCUUUCCGUUUAAGGAUAAUGAGAAGCUUCGCCUGUACGUACACCCAUUGCCCUCUGGUCUAUUCCGCAUCAAAGUGGAGAGUGCGGUUCUGGAAGGUCCGUUGUUCGAUGGAAUGAUUGUGAGUCGGUCAGUUCUGGGGCCUUUGAUGAGGCAAACAGCACUCAAUGCGCUAAGACGCAAAAGGUUAAAUACAGAGAAAACUGGUAGUAGAAGAGAGGAAGAUGUUGCCAGGCCUCAUCACUUGCGCAAGUCGAAGAUUGAUGAUAUCAUACACAAGCAUGCGUCUGAGAAUUCACUACCAGAAUUCUACGAGCAACUGCUGAAACCGCUACAUUUUUAGAUAUUUUUAUCAUAUAGUGUGGUGUCUCAGGUCACCCGAAUAAACUCGUUGUGAUGAUGUUUG
This is a messenger RNA of Sphaeroforma arctica JP610, 1695 nucleotides long. RefSeq lists its product as hypothetical. Gene Ontology annotation, biological process: regulation of small GTPase mediated signal transduction; activation of GTPase activity. The transcript has 7 exons. The coding region runs from base 1 to 1632 and encodes 543 amino acids. The record is from RefSeq and is a predicted model, not a curated record. Gene Ontology annotation, molecular function: GTPase activator activity. Lineage: Eukaryota; Ichthyosporea; Ichthyophonida.